AUGCCUGAGGAGGCGGCUGCGGCGAAGGGCACUGCGUCCCGCAAGGCGUCGAAACAGUCGCUGACUGAAGUAACUAAGAAGCUGCCUAAGAAGCGGAGAAAAUCUCGCAAGCAGAGCUAUUCCACUUACGUGUACAGGCUGCUGACCCAGGUCCAUGCUUCCACCAGGAUCUUAUCCAAGGCUAUGAGCGUUAUGAAUUCCUUCGCUGUCAACAUUUUCGAGUACAUCACCUCUGAGGCUUCGCACCCCAUUCACUACAACAAGCGCCACAGCAUCUCGACCAGGGAGAUCCAGAGCACCGUCCGCCUCAUGCUGCCAGGGGAACAGGCCAACACGCCAUCUCCGAAAUCACCUAAGCAGUCACCAAAUACACCAACUCUCUUUAGAUAG
Messenger RNA from Carcharodon carcharias (great white shark), 390 nucleotides. RefSeq names its product histone H2B-like. NCBI's taxonomy places the organism in Eukaryota, Metazoa, Chordata, Chondrichthyes, Lamniformes, Lamnidae. The record is from RefSeq and is a predicted model, not a curated record. The transcript has a single exon. Gene Ontology annotation, molecular function: structural constituent of chromatin; DNA binding; protein heterodimerization activity. Bases 1 to 390 code for a protein of 129 amino acids. Gene Ontology annotation, cellular component: nucleosome.